Molecule: messenger RNA, 1161 nt
Organism: Peronospora belbahrii
Lineage: Eukaryota; Oomycota; Peronosporomycetes; Peronosporales; Peronosporaceae
Source: the annotation of a GenBank genome assembly
AUGUCAGAGUUGCGACGUGUAACGCUUGCCCUUGCUCUCAUCGCAUACGCUAACAACACUGUCCGCAAUCUUUUCCAGCAGCACGUUCUACUGCAGCAAAACAAGCCUCGUCUUCCCUUGUUCGAUCACAUUUGUGCAGCUCUUAAGUAUACGUUUCUUGGACAACUCAUUGCCAGUUCCGAGUACCUUUUGUGUUUCAUAAAGCCCCAAUUAGCAGCAAGAAUCGGUCAUUUGCUUUUGAGGAAGCCUCAAGACUGUCGUGUUAAUUGUCGCUAUGGAAGUCAUGAACGCAACACUCUUGAUGUCUAUGGAGUUGACGAAGGAGUCGCAAAACCAGUGCUGAUUUUUAUGCAUGGGGGAGCUUGGUCCUUUGGCCAUAAGUGGCAGUAUGCUCUAGUUGGAAAGUACUUAGCCACACAAGGCUUCCAGGUCGUAGUCAUGAACUACAGGACAUUUCCUAAUGGCUCAGUGAUGGACAUGAUUGAGGACGUUGAAAACGCCGUCUUUUGGGUUGCAGAAAACUGUCAUUUGCUUGGUGGAAAUCCCUGCAAACUCUUUCUGAGCGGCCAUUCAUCUGGUGGACAUGUAGCAGCGUUAGCUCUGCUCAAGUCUGGUCUUCGUCUAGCUGGCAAUGAUAAGAAGGCUGUAAAGGAAAAGGAGAUUGGAAACUACGUGCACGGAUUCAUUGGUCUUGCAGCACCGUACGACGUGUUGGAUCAUUACACCUUCGAGAGUGAACGUAUCGUAGGCCCACUUAAAGGAGUUCACGAGAUAUCUUCAAUGAAGCCUGCUAUGCUAGGCGUGGGUAAUUUCGAGAAACAUAGCCCGACAGAACUUGUUAAAGAGGCGAGAAACAGAGCCUUUUCGCUCCCUACGUUUUAUCUUCUGCAUGGAGAUAACGACAUGGUGGUUCCUUCAAGCGCUUCAAAGAAGUUUGCUGUCAAUUUGAGAAAAGCAGGUCAAAUUGCUGUCUACUGCGAAGUACCCAAUUGCACACACGAGGAUAUGGCUUUUGCAAUGAUGGGAGACCCCGUAGACUGCCGUGAAGAUAUAAUUAAGUUGCUGAAGUGGAUCCUUUUCGCACCUGUAUGUACCGCAGAAACAACAGGUUUCUGCUCGCCAAUUCCAUCAUCACCACGACCGCUCGCAUCGAAACUAUAA